Messenger RNA from Ichthyophthirius multifiliis, 624 nucleotides. RefSeq lists its product as hypothetical. Gene Ontology annotation, cellular component: nucleus; protein kinase CK2 complex; cytosol. Gene Ontology annotation, biological process: protein phosphorylation. The transcript is spliced from 6 exons. The record is from RefSeq and is a predicted model, not a curated record. NCBI's taxonomy places the organism in Eukaryota, Ciliophora, Oligohymenophorea, Hymenostomatida. Gene Ontology annotation, molecular function: protein serine/threonine kinase activity; ATP binding.
AUGGGUUUUUUUAAUUAAAAAAUAUAUCAUUUAUAUUAAAAAAGGGAUAUAAAUAAUUACAUAAUAUAAUAUAAAAUCGGUGAAGGAAAAUUUUCAGAUGUUUAUAAAGGUUAUAAUAUAAAGGAAAAAGAUAAACCUGUAGCAAUAAAAAUAUUAAGACCAAAUGAUUUUUAGAAAAUAUAUAAUGAGAUAAUAAUUCUUUAAUAAAUAUAAAAUAUAUAAAACGCCUUAAAAUUAAUUGAAGUUGUUAUACAUAAAGAAACUUUAGUUCCUUAUAAAAUAAUACCAAGAUUAAAUGAAAGAGAUAUAAGAUUUUAUUCAUAUAUACUUUUGGAAACAAUUUAGAAAAUUCAUUAAUUAGGUAUUAUACAUAGAGAUAUUAAAUUUGAAAAUAUUAUAAUAAAUCAUGAAAAAAGAAAAUUAAGAAUAGUAGAUUGGGGACUCUCUUCAAAAUAUUAACCAGAAAGGCUAAUGAAUAAUAGAGUCGGUACUGUUGCCUUUAGAGCUCCUGAAAUGCUAAUAUAAUAAAAUUUUGAAGGACAUUUUAGUCCUGCUAUAGAUAUUUGGGCGGCUGGUGUAUGUAUAAGUGGAAUGUGUAGAAAAACUAAUAAUGUGUUAUAAUGA